AUGUCCGAUGCAGAGCAGAAGACGCCGAACAUGACAGGUGCAAGCGGUGCUGCCUGGUCUGAAGCCGAGAAGAUUGCGUACCUCAUCGUGCUCUGCGAGAACGAGGGCAGGAUCGACGCCAAGAUCGGCAACGCACCUAUCCCCGCUGGCCGCUCCAUCGUCUCGUGCAAGAAGCUGCUCGUGCGUCUGAAACAGAAGCACAAGAACGACAUCGAGAAGAUCAAGAACGGAUUGCCUUUGAGUACUGCAUCUGCCGAUGUCGAGGCCACUGCUAUCCCAGAGAAGCCCAAGGCAACGCCUAGGAAACGCAAGAGCAAGAUCGUUGAGGGUGCGGAUGCUAACAGCGAGGAUGGUGUUGCGGAGGGCUCACCGAAGAAGAAGGUUACUCCGCGCCCUCGCAAGAAGAAAGGCGAGGUGGUCGAAGAGGUCAAGAGCGAGUCGAUUGAGGACGAGGAGAUGAUCUAA
Molecule: messenger RNA, 465 nt
Organism: Alternaria atra
Lineage: Eukaryota; Fungi; Ascomycota; Dothideomycetes; Pleosporales; Pleosporaceae
Exons: 3
Coding region: 1-465 (154 amino acids)
Source: RefSeq, a predicted model, not a curated record